GUAUGUCAUAUAAGCGAAAGCCUAUUGAUGACUUUUUAAAUUGACGUUAGCACGGAGAAACAACGAACAAACGAAAGAAAAAAAAAGAACGAGAAUUGAUUCACACACUGUUGACUGACAAAAUCAGUCUCCCUGAUUUACGGCACCUUAAUCAAAUCGGUUACGUUGCGUUCGUCAUCUCUACAAUUAGAAUUGGGAAGUGAGAAUUUCAUUAUCGAUUGUUGUUGUGCGUUUUUUCGACUUUUGAAACAUCACAUCAAACCACACGCUAUUGAACGCGUUGACGUAUAAUACCGAAUUGUAAUCAAAGUGAGUGUCAGUAUUUCGUUUUGGUUGAGUAGCGCAAAAAUGGAAAACAAAUCAGAAAGAUUUAUCUUUUGAAUUUUGAAUGUGUGAUAAAUGAAAGUGGUUGCGAUUAUGUGGCAUAAAAUCAGCUGUUUUGUUAAUUUUGCCGCAGCGAUAUCAAUUUAAUUGCGUUUUGUUUUUUCAUCGUUUUCAUUUCUUAGAUUACAGUGAAAUAAAAUUAUGGACGAGUAGAGGAAGAAAAGCCAAUCACGAGGUUAUUUUACACAAAAAAAAACAAAUUAUUAUUGUGCCAAAUUGAGGCGAACAUGUACAACGAAUCCAAAACCGAAUCGAAACAAUUGAUCAGUCAAUAAUAAAUAGAAACAAAGUAGAAAAUUAAUUGUGAAAUAAUUGCAUAAAAUCCCAAUAAAUAAAACAAUGAGCUUAGAGUCUAUACAAACGGAGUGGGACGAAUUGUCCAAUGAAUUUGCCGCUUUAGAGGAUACAAGCAAUGAAUACACCGAGCUACUGGAGAAACUCGAAAAAUUACAACAAAAAUGUAUGAAGGACAUUUCGCAUCAGAGAUAUCGCAUUAGUCAAAUUAGCGGCAAUCUUAAAAAAUAUGUGAGCAGCAAUGUGACUACAUCAGACGAAAAAGAUCAAGUGGCUGACCUUGAGAAAAACAUAAUAAAACGAAAAGCUCAACUAUACGACAUUGACCAAACACUUCCACAAAAGAACGGAACGUAUUUGAACAUAAUACUGGGCAAUGUGAACGUGUCGAUACUGAAUCGAAAGAGUAAAUAUCAGUAUAAGGACGAUUAUGAGAAAUUCAAAUUGAUUUUGAAUGGAAUCGGGUUGUUCAUGGCAAUCCUUAAUUUAUCAUACAAUAGCCGAAUACUUGAAUUAGCGUUUAUAUUUUUGCUAGUUUGGUAUUAUUGUACGUUGACCAUACGUGAGUCCAUAUUGAAGGUGAACGGUUCACGAAUUAAGGGCUGGUGGCGUACACAUCAUUUUAUAUCGACGGCAUGUGCUGGCGUGUUGCUGAUUUGGCCACAGGGUGAACCAUGGCAAUUGUUUCGUCAUCAAUUCAUGUAUUUCAAUGCAUACAUUUCGAUGGUGCAAUUUCUACAAUUCCGUUACCAAAAAGGUGUAUUGUAUCGGCUCAAGGCGCUGGGUGAACGCCAUGAUAUGGACAUCACAAUUGAGGGAUUUCACUCGUGGAUGUGGCGCGGAUUGAGUUUCCUCUUACCAUUCCUGUUUGCUGGCUAUUUUUUCCAAGCCUACAACUCGUAUGCUCUAUUAAAAUUGAGCUAUCAUCCGGACGCACCGUGGCAAGUGGUCGUUCUGAGUGUACUGUUCUUCAUUCUGUUUGUCGGAAACACAGUCACCACAUUACUUGUCAUACCAGAGAAAAUUCGUACACGUGUCAACGAACACUAUCGUUUGUUAGCACUCGCCAAGAAAGAGCAGAAGGAGGCCUAAAUGUUCACACCUCACAUCCACAGCCCAUUGAACAUGUUGUGUUAGUCCGAAUUUCCGACGCCGUCAGAUUAUUUAUUUAGUGGAGCAAAAAAAAAAAACACACACACAUACAAUAAUUCUUUUUUGAAACUUGUUUUAUAUAUUUUCUAUAAAUAGUAAGCUGUCGUGUUUUCAAUGAAACUCCCCCUUUUUUGUAUGAAUGAUAACGAUUGAACAUUGGAGAUGAAAUGUUAUUUGCAAGCACAAAAAAAACCACAAGACACUAGAUGAAAAGAAAAUGUUGUUGAAGAAAAGAAAAAGUAAACAAAAUGAUUUUUUCUUUCUUUCGUAAGAGAUACUUUACCUCAUGUUUUAUGGCAACUAAACUUUGUUCUAUCUAUAUAAACUGUUUUGAUACCAUACACACACACACAAAACGCUGUGUCAUCUUGAAGUUCUUUUUUCAAAGCAAAAGAAAAAGUCCACACAAAAUGCAAUGUGAUGAAUAUUGAAAUGUAGACCAGAAGACGAUGGUUCAAUUUUUCUUGGGGAGAGCCAGUUAGAUAUAUAGGAACAUAGGGAACGCAUUGUUUACCAAAAUUUCAAUGAUAACCAAUAAACUUUGGAAUUUUUUUUUCUGUUUUGUAUUUAUUUUUGUUAGAAUA
Sitodiplosis mosellana (orange wheat blossom midge) is the source of this 2414-nucleotide messenger RNA. Its product is annotated as transmembrane protein 120 homolog. Lineage: Eukaryota; Metazoa; Arthropoda; Insecta; Diptera; Cecidomyiidae. The record is from RefSeq and is a predicted model, not a curated record. Bases 724 to 1770 code for a protein of 348 amino acids. Gene Ontology annotation, cellular component: membrane. The transcript is spliced from 6 exons.